AUGAUAAUUUUUCUACCCAUACUUACUUCAAUUUUAAUAUUGAUUUUAUUCAUUCUUGGAAAUUUUGCCAAUGGCUUUAUAGCACUGGUAAAUUUGGUUGACUGGGUCAAGAAAAAAAAGAUUUCCUUAGCUGACCAAAUUCUCACUGCUCUGGCGGUCUCUAGAGUUGGUUUGCUCUGGGUUUUAUCACUAAACUGGUAUUUUAAAGUGUUCAUUCCAGAGUUUUAUACUGUGGAAUUAAGAAUUGCUUCUUUUAAUGCCUGGGCAGUAACCAACCAUUUCAGCAUGUGGCUUGCUACUAGCCUCAGCAUAUUUUAUUUGCUCAAGAUUGCCAGUUUCUCCAAUCUUAUUUUUCUUCAUCUGAAAAGGAAACUUAACAGUGUCAUUCUGGUGAUACUUUUGGGGCCUUUGUUAUUUUUGGUUUGUCAUCUUCUUUUGGUAAACAUGGAUGAGAGUAUGUGGACAGAAGAACAUGAAGGAAACAUGACUGGGAAGAUCAAACUGAGGAAUGUAAUACAUCUUUCAUAUAUGACUGUAACCACCCUGUGGAGCUUCAUACCCUUUGCUCUGUCCCUGGUAUCUUUUCUGAUGCUAAUCUGUUCUCUGUGUAAACAUCUCAAGAAGAUGCGGCUCCAUGGCAAAGGAUCUCAAGAUCCCAGCAUCAAGGUCCACAUAAAGGCUUUGCAAACUGUGAUCUCCUUCCUCUUGUUGUGGGCCAUUUUCUUUCUAUUCCUAAUCAUUUCAUUUUGGAUUCCUAAGAGGCUGGACAAUGCACCAAUUGUCAUGGUUUCCCACGUUGUUGGAAACAUGUAUCUUUCAUUUCACUCAUUCAUCCUAAUUUGGAGAAGCAAGAAGCUAAAAGACAUCUUUCUUUUCAUUUUAUGUCAGAUUAGAUGCUGAGUGAAAGACCUAAAACUCUAAACUCUAUGGAUUCACAAGUAGGACAUCGUGUGUGUCUUUUGGGAGAAAACAAACUGAUAGUGUCUGGAACAUUUUAUACUUUCCACUGGGUUUUCUGUAGUGAAUGUGUUUGAGUAAUUUCUGAAAGCAUACCUAGAAAAGUCUUUUACGUAAAGUUAGUCUAGAUAAAGCAUCUAUAUAUGUGUGUGUAUGGGUAUAUGAAACACUUAAAAGACAUUGGCAAUAACAUAAUCUUGAUCAUAUCUUCACAAGCUGCCAAAAUAUGAAAAAUAUAGUAAAAAAUUUCUCAAAACUGUGAAGCCAUGUGUAUUUCACAUAUACAUUUCAUAUCAUGUUUUACUUAAAAAAAUAUUAUCUUCAUAAUUGUUAAGAAGUGAUACCUUAUCUCAGAAAACCAUUGCUCUUUUCUACUAUAAUUUGUACCACACAUAUGUACCUCAGUGUGCUUAAACAUGUAAUCUUUUUGAUAAUAAGGACACUCAAUUCUAAAUCAAUAAUGAGGUUUUAUCUUUGGGGUAGUUUUUAUUCCAUCAUGAAGUCUAAUUUUAUGUUUAGUUUAAGCCAACAAUUAUUAUUAAAAGAAGACGGACAGAAUAAUACUGAAGAGUGACAAAUACAUUUAGAACACAUUUUGUAUAUGUUUACCAUAAACAAUACUAAGGAUUAUUAAAUUUAAUACAAGUAUGUGAACAGUUGAGAAAAAAGUCAUUUCUAUAACAGGGAUGAAGGAAGAAACACGAUGACCUCUUCAGUGCUGUCAUAAGUCUCAACACAGAGUUAGAAAAGUAUUUCUUAAUGUUUCUGAGUUAAAACCUUUUUUGAAGUUGAGAUCUGAUGUCAAAUAUUUCAGGGUUUUCUUUUCUAAACCAUCUCAGAGCCCCUGAAUUGCCAAUUAUCUCCUCUGUCUUCCAUUCUUGAAAUUAUUUUUAAACUUCACGUAAAAGAACUUGAAUCUUUCCUACCUUAAAAAAAUACUCUAUGUAAAAAUAGUGUAGACAUUAUAAAAAUUAUUUGAUUUAAUUUCUUUGCAAAUGUUUAAAUGGCAUCUAUGAAAUCUAUAUAUUAAUGAUAGAAAACAUCUUAAAUACAUGUUUUAUUAUAAUCCAGUUGUAAAUAUCUAAUGACAGAAAUUGUGUUGACAACAGUAACAGCAAGUUCUAUUAUAGGAAGAAAAUGUAUACAAUCAUUAAACAAGUAAAUUCUACGGACUGUAUUACAAAUUCUUGGGGUUGUGAAAUUUUUACAAUGUUAUCUAAACCUUGGGAUAAAUCAUCUCUACAUCUGACUUAGUUAUUUCAUUGUUUAUUGUAUAUCUUUCCUGGUACAAUGUAAGCACCAUAAAAGUGGAGAUCCUACAGGUCUUGCUUACUGUUGGCUCCCGGGACCUAAAAGACACCACAUAGAAUAGGUAUUCAAAAAUAUUUUGAUAAACAAAUAAAUUGGUGAAUAGGAGUCAAUGAACUAUAUGGGGGUGGUAAACCAAUGAAAAUGAAACGUCAUCACAAAAAUCUAAAGUAGCAUAACUUUUUCUUUUCUGGUUUCAACCUAAGAUUACAGCAUUAUCUAAGAAGCAGCAUUUCUCAGAGUAAAAGUGUGGCCAUUCUAUGAUCGUAAGGGAAAUACCACUGUAAUAUAGCCCUGAGGAAGCCAUAUUAGAUGUGUGAUGGGAAGAUAAGAUGGAACAUCAAUCAGA
Messenger RNA from Callithrix jacchus (white-tufted-ear marmoset), 2614 nucleotides. Its product is annotated as taste receptor type 2 member 50-like. Gene Ontology annotation, cellular component: membrane. Lineage: Eukaryota; Metazoa; Chordata; Mammalia; Primates; Cebidae. The record is from RefSeq and is a predicted model, not a curated record. Gene Ontology annotation, biological process: detection of chemical stimulus involved in sensory perception of bitter taste; G protein-coupled receptor signaling pathway; sensory perception of taste. Gene Ontology annotation, molecular function: G protein-coupled receptor activity; bitter taste receptor activity.